This is a messenger RNA of Phialemonium atrogriseum, 1575 nucleotides long. RefSeq lists its product as uncharacterized. Gene Ontology annotation, biological process: steroid biosynthetic process. NCBI's taxonomy places the organism in Eukaryota, Fungi, Ascomycota, Sordariomycetes, Cephalothecales, Cephalothecaceae. The record is from RefSeq and is a predicted model, not a curated record. The transcript has a single exon. Gene Ontology annotation, molecular function: 3-beta-hydroxy-Delta5-steroid dehydrogenase (NAD+) activity. The coding region runs from base 144 to 1295 and encodes 383 amino acids.
CGGUUCUCUCGACUUGACUGAGAUUCACGCAGGUGAUCUGCGGCUGAUGUAAGGAAUUACGCAUCACGGACUCGUCUGCCAGCUCGAACCUCGAUAAUUCAUUGUGCUGACACAACAUCUCAUCACUCCCCAAACUCCCCGAGAUGGCCCCGCAGACCCGAUCGACUGCGGAAUCUGCCCCUCUGCUGGGCACGGUUCUCGUCGUCGGCGGGAAUGGCUUCUUCGGAUUCCACCUCGUCCGCCACCUCUUGCGCGAUGAAGAAUGCGGAGCCGUCCACGUGCUCGACCGCGACAUUGACCGCAACCGUCACAGCGACGCCAUCUACACCCGGGGCAACAUCACCGACGCCCACGCCAUAGACGCACUGCUAAAGCAGACCCGGCCCCGCGUCAUCUUCCACGCCGCCUCGCCGCCGGCCUCGCUGCCAGCGCACCGCCUCAGCGAGUUCCACGAGACCAACGUCCGGGGGACGCAAACCCUCCUCGCCGCCGCCGCGACGAGCGACUCGGUGCAGGCCCUCGUGUACACCUCGACGAUCGACGCCUACGCCGACCCGCCGCACGUGGACGCCUCCGAGGACGACGACGGGCUGCUGCGCCUCUGGGGGCCCUCGGCGCGGACGACCGAGUACAACCGCACCAAGGCCGUGGCCGACCGGCUCGUCCUCGCCGCCGACGACGGUGAAGGAGGCGGGCGUCUGCGCACCGCGUCGCUGCGCCCGGGCCACAUGUACGGCGAGCGGUCGACGCAGGGCCUACCCGAGGUCGUGGGCAUGUGCGUCGGCGGCGGGCCGCUGUUCCAGGUCGGCGCGGGCGCGAACCUCGUCGAGGUCGCGUCGGCGGAUAACACCGCUGCGGCGCACGUCCUCGCCGCCAAGGCGCUGGUGGAUCGGGGCCGGGCGGGAGGGGAGGUGGGUGGGGAGGGGUUUACUGUCUCGGAUGGCCAUCCCGUGCCGUUCUGGUAUCACGUGCGGUCGAUAUGGAAGGCAGUCCGGGGAGAGGAGGGUGUCAAACGAGUCUGGGUCAUUCCGGCGUGGGUGAUGUUGGUGGUUGUUGUCUUUUUGGACUGGGCGUAUUGGAUCUUUACGCUUGGUAGACUCUGCCCGCCGACAGAAUUGUCGAUGCUGUCGUAUACGUAUGCUACGUGGUCGCAUACGUAUAGCAUUGAGAAAGCCCGGAAACGGCUGGGGUUCAAACCCAUUGCGAAUCACGAUGAGGUCGUUGUUCAGAUGGUGAAGUGGGAGCUGGAUCGUCGGGAGAAGCUGGAGAACGAUAACUUGAAGAAGAAGAGCUAGACUAAGCUUUUUCAAACACAACAGUCUCUCUUGAAGCCUUUUGUCGGCAGCAGCACGCUGGGGCGUCAGAAGUUUAUGGUGUAGCUCCUUGUCAAUCCACGUUACGGGGUCUGUUCGUCACAACGUACCACCAGAGGCAUGACUGGUGAGUCCAAGACAGCUUCAUGAAGGAAACCUUCGCUCCAAAGUACCUGCUAGACGAAACCAUCAACCUGAUCAAGAAGCACACAGACGACUGGCCGAUGGGAUGCGAGGAGGCGGAAUAGUAGAAGCUAGCCCU